Molecule: messenger RNA, 1040 nt
Organism: Microtus ochrogaster (prairie vole)
Lineage: Eukaryota; Metazoa; Chordata; Mammalia; Rodentia; Cricetidae
Gene: Ube2k
Product: ubiquitin conjugating enzyme E2 K
Molecular function (GO): protein binding
Source: RefSeq, a predicted model, not a curated record
GUGCGCAUGCGCGGACCCGGCGCCAUUUUGGUGGCCGGGCGCGGAGGUGAUUCUACAGUGAGGGGGGAACGCGGCGGCUAGGGUGGCAGUGGCGGCGUUCGUGUGCUCGGGUCUGAAUCACUGAGGGAGGAGGCGGUGGAAGAAGAGGUGGCGGCGGUGGCGGUGGUCGUAGCGGUGGCGGAGGAGGCGGGUACGAAUCAGCUGCGGGCGGAGACAUGGCCAACAUCGCGGUGCAGCGAAUCAAGCGGGAGUUCAAGGAGGUGCUGAAGAGCGAGGAGACGAGCAAAAAUCAAAUUAAAGUAGAUCUUGUAGAUGAGAAUUUUACAGAAUUAAGAGGAGAAAUAGCAGGACCUCCAGACACACCAUAUGAAGGUGGACGAUAUCAGCUAGAGAUAAAAAUACCAGAAACAUAUCCAUUUAAUCCUCCUAAGGUCCGGUUUAUCACUAAAAUAUGGCAUCCUAAUAUUAGUUCCGUCACAGGGGCUAUUUGUUUGGAUAUCCUGAAAGAUCAAUGGGCAGCAGCAAUGACUCUCCGCACGGUAUUAUUGUCAUUGCAAGCACUGUUGGCAGCUGCAGAACCAGAUGACCCCCAGGAUGCAGUAGUAGCAAAUCAGUACAAACAAAAUCCUGAAAUGUUCAAGCAGACAGCUCGACUUUGGGCACAUGUGUAUGCUGGAGCACCAGUUUCUAGUCCAGAAUACACCAAAAAAAUAGAAAACCUGUGUGCUAUGGGCUUUGAUAGGAAUGCAGUAAUAGUGGCCUUGUCUUCAAAAUCAUGGGAUGUAGAGACUGCAACAGAACUGCUUCUGAGUAACUGAGGCAUGGGAGCUGCUGCCAGCCAAGCUCACCUCUUCUUGAGGAGCACCAACAUCUGUUAUUUUUAGGAUUCUGCAUAAAUUUCUUUUAAACUGGCAUUCUUGCCUGAUGAUGUUAUCUAGGCACCAUUGGAGACUGCAAAAAAAAAAAAAAAACACCAACCAAAUUCCCUGCUCUGUAAAUAAAGCUAAUUAAACAUCUGUGUAAAUUUAAAAAGGGGAAAU